UUUCUGACCAGUUUGUCAAACUGAUUCUAAUGUUGGCAUGUUUAAAGCGUGGAUACACAUUUUUCCUACAGUACGUGAACACCGCAUGGCCUAACAAAACUGUGUUUGUUGUUCCUGAAUUGAAUCGACUCGAUUGGACGUCCGGAGGCUCCGCCCACAAACACUCGGGCAAGGUGGAGUUGAAAUAAAAUAAAAAACAUGGUGGGCCCAAAAUGACGCCGUCAAAGAACCGAAAAAACUUCUGGUAAUGGAGUUUGAAGAAAAAACACACACGGUCACUACAAUUACAACUCGUCACUGACCGGUGAAAGUUAUAAAACUAAAUAUAAUCGAUAUAUAAAAUUAAAUGAUACAAACAGCGCAACGAAUUCACGAAACUAGGGAGUUUUCACAAAACAUUCCGGGCUAGAGACGUGACAGUGUCGGCCUCGGAGGGAAGGAGAAACCGGUUGUAUUCAAAACCCGCUCGGAAAAAAAAACAAACAAAAAAAAAAAAAAACUCCGGAUCUGUGAGGAGAAAUGUUUGGAUGGAGAGGAGAGAGCUGCUGCUGCGUGGAGGGAGACGGCGAGUGAGAUGGAGGCGGGGGGGAAGGACCAUCUCUGCGGGGACUGGAGGCCGGGACCGACGGCGCAGAGCUGGCUGUCGUUCAACCCUCCCCUUCUUCCUCCACCGCGCGACGCCGAGGCUCGCGCCGACACAGGUAGAUCCAAGACCGUGUAGUCAUAAAUGAAUGGAGAAAUGGAGGUUGCGACCCAAGACCAAGUGUGGGCGCAGGACGACCUCCUAAAACUGCUGGAAGCCAUGAAAGUGGCUCUGCCGCAGAAAGACCUGACAAAAUACAAAACAUCAGAGUCCCACCUGGACUGGCAGAAGGUGGCCUUCAACUCCUACACAGCAGAGAUGUGUAAGCAGAAAUGGCAGGAAGUCUCUAAAGAGAUUCGUAAAUUCAGAACGCUGACGGAGUUGAUCUUUGACGCUCAAGACUACAUUAAAAACCCUUAUAAAGGCAAAAAACUAAAGAAGCAUCCAGACUUCCCCAAGAAGCCUUUGACUCCAUAUUUCCGCUUCUUCAUGGAAAAAAGAGCCAAAUAUGCAAAGUUGCACCCUGAGAUGAGCAACUUGGAUCUCACUAAAAUACUGUCCAAGAAGUACAGGGAGCUGCCCGACAAAAAGAAGAAAAAAUAUGUUGAUGACUUCCUGCGUGACAAGGAAUCGUUUGUACAGAGCAUGAUGAGGUUCAGAGAAGAACAUCCGGACCUGAUGGAGAGCAUGACCAAGAAAGGUUCAAACGUCCCAGAAAAGCCCAAGACGCCCCAACAGCUGUGGUACAACCAUGAAAAGAAGGCCGUCCUCAAGUCGCACCCAGAUGCCACCACCAAAGACAUUAAGGACAGUCUUGGUAAACAGUGGACACAGCUGUCUGACAAAAAGAGGCUCAAAUGGAUCGCCAAGUCCCUCGAACAGCAGAAACUGUACAAGGAAGCAAUGCGGGAAUACAUCCAGCAGCACCCCGAGUUAAACAUGACACAAGAUCUCGCGAAGUCCACCCUGACCAAGGCGGAGCGGCACCUUAAAGACAAGUCUGACGGCCGGCCCGACAAACCUCCUCCGAACGGUUAUUCUAUGUUCUGCGCGGAGCUGAUGUCGAGCAUGAAGGACGUUCCCAGCACAGAGCGCAUGGUGAUGUGCAGUCAGAGGUGGAAGCUGCUGAAGCAGAAUGAAAAGGACGCCUACCAGAAACGCUGCGAGCAGAGGAAAAGGGAGUAUGAAAUCGAUAUGAACAAAUUUCUCAGUACCAUAUCAGAAGAGGAGCAGCAGCGAGUUUUGGGUGAAGAGAAGCCGGGUUUUAAGAAGAUCAGUGGAGCCAGCAGUUCCGCCUCUAAAAAGAAAAAUGCUCAAACGAAGGCCAGUUCAGAGAAACCCAAAAGGCCCAUUUCUGCCAUGUUCAUAUUCGCGGAGGAGAAGCGUCCCAAACUGCAGCAGGAGCGGCCGGACCUCUCCGACAGUGAGCUCAUGAGAUUCUUGGCACGAAUGUGGACCGAGCUACCUGAUAAGAAAAAGGAGAAGUACAAGCGUUUAGAAAUGGUGCUAAAAGCUGAGUCGGAGAAGAAGGAGAGGGAGGAUCGAAGUCGUUUGCCGGAUCCGCCUAAGACGGCUCAGGAGAUCUGGCAGCAGAGCGUCAUCGGAGACUACCUGGCCAGGUUUAAGAGUGAUCGCCCGAAAGCACAGAAAGCGAUGGAAAUAGUCUGGAGCUCCAUGGAAAAAAAGGAGAAGAUUAUGUGGAUUAAAAAAGCAGCAGAGGACCAGAAAAGAUACGAGAGGGAUCUGUGUGAGAUGCGCUCUCCAGCUGCAAAUGUUGUAUCAAUGAAGAAGAUGAAGUUUGAAGGAGAACCCAAGAAACCACCAUCGAACGGAUAUCAGAAGUUCUCCCAGGAGAUGCUGUCCAACGGGGAGCUGAACCACCUCCCCAUGAAGGAGCGGAUGACUGAAAUCGGCAGCCGGUGGCAGAGGUGUCCGCAGAAAGAGAAGGACCGUUACAGAAAGAUCGCAGAGGAGAAGCAGAGGCAGUACAAAGUUCUGCUGGAACAGUGGCUCGCUAGCUUAUCUUCACAAGAGCGAAACGCUUACAGAGAGUACAACUCCCAAAAAAGAAGAAUCCGAGCCAAACCGGGAGCCCCUCAGGCAAAGAAAGCUGCUGUAGAGCAGGAUGAUGACGACGAUGAAGAAGAAGAGGAUGACGACGAUGACGAGCAGGAGAAGGCUUCCUCUGAAGCGGACUCAUCCAGUGAGGAGGAUGAUGAUGACGACGACGAUAAUGACGGGAAUGAUGAUGACGACGACGAUGAUGAUGACGACGAUGACGAGGUGGAGGACAAAGAAAACAAAUCUGAGGACAGCAGCAGCGAGUCGAACUCGGCAGAAUCGUCCGACUCGGAUUCAGACUGAAACUGGUCCGAAGUCGUCUUGAGACUAUGAGCUGAGCUGAGCCAAGAGUCCAGGGAGGUCCGCCGCUGUGCCAACCUGCUCCCCUCCCCCCACCGGAGGGAGCCCCCGCAUCGCUUCAUCCAUCUGACCCCGCCCACAGCGAAGACGAAGAGACGAGUCAUCGUCAAACCAAAAACAUAUUUGACAUCGGGCGAUGUCGAGUUCAUUUACACGGUAACAGUUAGGCUUCCCCUCGCGCGUUUUAUUUAAAUUUUCCAGCAGCAGGAGUUGUAAACGGCUUCACGGAGCCAAAGACCAGCACGGAGGAUCGCUUCAGGACAGGACGGGGGGCGGAGAGGAGUGUGUGCAGGACACAGGAAAAAACAGCUGCACUCUUCUGAAUGUUUUCUGUAAUAUUUCUUCCACGGGGUCGCUCCCCUUUCUGUACUCGGACACGAUGUGGAUUUUACGGUUUGGUUCCUACAGAAGUAUUUUUUCAGGAAAAACAAAAGUCAAGCCAUUCUGAACGUUUUUAAUUUGUUGUUUUUUUGUUUUUGCUUGAAGUUGUCGGAUCUCUUUUACGUCACCCCCCCCCCCUCUGUUCUGUAAAGAUGCACACGUGCACUUCUCAUGUUUGACUUCGACUCGGAUUAGACGGACACACGUCUACAGAGAACCUUAAAAAACUUUACAUGGGAAUUUAAUACUUGUGCUCGUGAGUAAACCCAUGAGGUCGGCGCAGAGAAUUAGUUUUCACGCUGCAGUUCAUGUUUACGAAACGAUCCGAGGAACGAUUUCUGAGCGGAGCGGUUCUGGUCCAGCAGUCUUAAAUCAUCCUUUUUAAUUUAAACUCAACAGAGCAGAGUCUUUAAUGCACAUUUCUUACUCGCCUUCAGUUCCGCCUGUUGUCCAAACCUGCACGUUUAUAGAGUUUUUCAGUAUUUCUGUUUUCUUGCUUGGUUUUUGUUUUGUUGGGCAUCGGAGUUCAGAUCAUCUGAACGGUUUUUAUUUUCAUCUUUAUCGUUUUAACGGCUGUAAUCCCUGUGGGGGGGGUUGACGCUUAUCCCCCCCAAAAAAGAGAAGUGAGCGCCUACAGUGAGCUUGUCUCCGAGUGUGUGUGUGCAUGCACCGUACGAUGUACAUACGAGGGCGUGUGUGUGUGUUUUGCUUUAUUGUGGACUGUUUCCGACGUUCUUUUGCAAAUCAUGAUGCGAUCACAGCGUGCAGGUCUGUGCCCGCGGGAGCUUCGUACCAAUAACAUGAAUGUAGAUAUUAUUUCUUCUUUUUUUAGACGUUUUGUUUUCCCAAAGCUCAUUGCUGUUACGCCAUUGAUGACCUGUAUCCGUACGGGCAACGGGACCUUCACAUUUUGGGUUUUCCACACCGAUGGAUCUCGUCGCAGCUUUUCGCGAUUUCGACCGUCGUUCUCUGAAACAAAACCAGCACGGGCUGCGGAAACGACGAGGAGAGGAGAGCAAACCGACCGACCGACGGGAAAACGGGAUUCCAGGAACAGAACUACAAAAGGACACGGGUGUAAAAUGUAAAUCUGUAAAUACAGGGUGGUUCUUUUUUGCAUCGAGUGUUUAUCGUUUUGUUAGUACUUUUAAUUUUGCAAACCCUCAUCUGUGAUUUCUCUGGAGGCCCGUGAGCCUUUCACUCACAGAGGAGAGUUGUUGUCGACGUCCGCCCGUUUUUCUUCUCUCCUCGUGUUGUUUUAUAGAAAUAUACUCGACCGCAGAGCUUUACAAGUUUGUACUGCUGGUCGUUUGACAGGAUUUGAUGUUUUAUAUAGCCGAGGGUGUUCUUAUGUCCUUGUAGUUCAAGUAUUUGAG
This is a messenger RNA of Nematolebias whitei (Rio pearlfish), 4761 nucleotides long. It is a transcript of the gene ubtf, whose product is annotated as upstream binding transcription factor. NCBI's taxonomy places the organism in Eukaryota, Metazoa, Chordata, Actinopteri, Cyprinodontiformes, Rivulidae. Bases 728 to 2947 code for a protein of 739 amino acids. The record is from RefSeq and is a predicted model, not a curated record. The transcript has 21 exons.